CGCGAGACCACACGAGAAUUUUAUCCUGCAGCAACAAACAUAAAUCUAAACAAUCUCGCCCAUUUAAAUGUGUUUUUGGGAUAGUAUACGUCCGGAUCGUCCUUGUAUGCAGCCAAUGUGGCUAAACGGAGUAUCCGUAUCCCAGGUGUAACAGGUUGAGAGUGGGCGCCAUGGAUGUGUCCAGUCACAGCCUGUACCUCCUACAGCAGCUGAAUGUUCAGAGGGAGUUUGGCUUCUUGUGUGACUGCACUGUUGCCAUUGGCAACGUGUACUUCAAAGCCCACCGGGCAGUUCUGGCGGCCUUCUCCAACUACUUCAAGAUGAUCUUCAUCCAUCAGUCCAGUGAGUGCAUCAAAAUUCAGCCAACGGACAUCCAGCCUGAUGUGUUCAGUUACCUGCUCCAUAUAAUGUACACUGGCAUGGGGCCAAAGCAGCCAGUGGAUAAGAGCCGUCUUCAAGAAGGGAUCAAGUUUCUUCAUGCCUACCAGCUGUGCCCUAAACCAGACGAGGCAGGUCCAGAUGCAGCCUCUGACCUCCGCAUGUCCAACCUUUACGGCAUCCAGAUCUCCUCCCAGCUCCCAAAUAAGGACGGCACAGGGCCGAAAACGGCUGGGCAACGGGACCCUGAGGGAUCACGCUCCACUAGUCGGGCGGAGUGGGCCGGGCGCUCCCAUGCCCGACCCUCCUCCCAGGCGGUGGGCCUGGAGGGCAUCCCCUCCGACCACCAGCUGCCCGGUAUGCGGCCCCUAUCUUCCCUGGCUUCCGGGGACGACUCGGACGUCUCCACUCGGAUCAAAGAGGAGCGCCUGGACGACGAGGAGCAGGAGCAGGAGCGGGAGGAAGUGGACAAGGCCUCGCUGCCCCCUCCGGGUCCUUGCUCCUCUCUCUCCCCGGCCCAGGGGAACCCCUGCCAGCCGGGCCUGGCUCUCCUGUGCCCUCGCUGCGGCGAGCGCUGCCUGUCCCCCGAGGGUCUCCAGGAGCACCUGAUCAGCCACGCGGCCUGCUCCCUGGAGCCGCUGAUGGAGGGGACUCCCUCGGAGGACGCGGACUUGGGCGGGCCUGGCGGGGCGGAGGAGCACCGGACCACGCAGGAGCGCCUGGACGCCGGCUGCCUGGAGGAGGCCUUAAGACAGAGCCAGGCGCUGGCCGACGAGAUCGCGGCCGAGCUGCGGCGAGGCGGGGGCGCGGGGGUCGGCGUCGGGAUCGGGGGGUUCACCGGCGCCAGCCCGCCCAUGGUGGGCCUGUUCACGCGCAAGCGCAAGAUCGCGUGCGCCGUGUGCAACCAGCGGUUCGCGCACAAGAGCCAGCUGCAGGAGCACAUGUUCUCGCACGUGGGCAAGACGGCGCGCCACCACCACCACCACCACCAGCACCACCAGCACCAGCGCUACAGCCGCUUCUGCAACCAGCUGCUGCAGGUGGCGUGCGAGGGCGCGGGCGACGGUGCCCAAGGGGCCGGCGCAGGACCAGGGGAGGGGUCGGCGGAGGAAGCGGGGGUCAGGGACGGCCAGGACAACGGCAGCUCCUGCUACUCGCUAGACUCAGAGGUGUCGCGGGAGAGUGUGGAUGCCGUCGCUGUUGAAUAGCAAAACAAAAAAAAGAGGAAAAAAAAGAAAGAAAUACAUUUAUGAAUGUAAAGUAAGGAACAGAGACUAGACAAACAGCAUACACACUCUCUUUCCACGAAGACUGGGUCUGUAUGUGGAAAAUGAAAGGCGCUUUUUCUCACUCUUUUCCUGUGUCUUUUUGUCUGUCUCCAGUAGCCUGAAUAUCUUUUCUUGUAUGAGUAUCAUCAUGGUGGCUAUGAUGUAGGAGGUCUCCAUAUGUUCGAAUAUUGGUGCUUACAGUAUUUGUGUUUCAGCAUUGUCUAUUUUGUGCUGUUUUGUUUGAUGUUCCUAAAAACAGCAUAUAAUGCUAUCCCAAAACAUUUAUAUACUUUGGAUUACGCAAAGUUUUUUUCCGAUAUGAAUGUUGAAGAAAAUAUGAAAAUAUUGAAGUCCAAGACUAAUCUUUGAAUUUUAUUUCUGUCACUUUGGAAGGAAUACUUGAUAAUGAGUAUACAAAUGAAACAAGUUUGCUGUGCCUUAGCGGGUUUUAUCUAAGAACUCUUACUACCCCAGCAAAAGCACUUGCUUCUCAAGCUCCACCAAAUCCUAUCUAAGAUUGGCUCAUGUUUUGGAAUACAUGUGAUAUUCUAAAUUCCAACAACAAAGCUCUUGUUGGAGCUUUUUAUAUUUGAAAACAGUCAUUCAAAGCAUUUUUUUUUAAUCAAUAUAUAUAUAUAUUUCUAAAUCGUCAUAAUGCAGUAUUUGACCCGAUACAUAUGUUGCUUGUUCAUCUGAGAUAACUGGUGUUUGCAAAAAAACAAGCCUAAAGACACAAUGUGCUUCUCACAAAGUCAGGCACCAGACUGACUAACCCCCAGGGCCAUUACUGCACUUUUGUUUGGUGAGACACUCUAACCUGGCACAAAAUGAAACCUGAGUUUUCGGCAGGGCAGUUCAUCAAAUUGAAUUUGUUUUGAACUCGUUAACCCAGGAGAUUUAUAAUAUACUGUAUAUUUGUGCCAGACAGAUCAGCCUUGAAAUCAUGGCCUAAUUUGAUAGCUGGUGAAAUUUCAUUUGUCAUGCCUCUGGGUGUUUCAAGAUGAUGGCAGAUGAGUUAUUUAUAUUUGACAGUCAGUAAUGUCCAUGCUGGAGCCAUAUUGACUGUAUGAUGCAGUAAUUUUGAAGAGCAUGCUUAAUUUGGAUAAUGAAUUCUACACACCCCUCUCUUUUUCAAUCCACAGCAUGUUUGAAUCAUAUGACACUAUAGUAUCUCUAUAUCAUAUCAAGGACAACUUGCUUUGAUGGCGCAGAGCAUAUUUGGUUCCAGAUCUGAAUAUAAGUAGUUCAGUUUUUAAAUAGUCCAUUGUACUGGAUAGUCCAUGCUUUUUGAAUGUGCUGGUUACCGCAGUUUUGUCAGUUUCAUGUUUAGCGUGCUGUGAUUGGUUUGUAAAACCUGUGUAACAGUUACAGAUGUGCUCUUCAUCUGUGUAAUUUGUGACCAGUGUGGUGUGUAUGUGUUAAGUUCACUUUGCCAUUCAGUGUGAAGUGUAUAUCAUUACGUGGUACGCGUUUUCAAAAUAUUUUUGGUAAUAAACUUGUU
Messenger RNA from Sardina pilchardus (European sardine), 3147 nucleotides. RefSeq names its product zinc finger and BTB domain containing 25 (gene zbtb25). Gene Ontology annotation, biological process: regulation of transcription by RNA polymerase II. The coding region runs from base 171 to 1586 and encodes 471 amino acids. Gene Ontology annotation, molecular function: protein binding; DNA-binding transcription factor activity, RNA polymerase II-specific. The record is from RefSeq and is a predicted model, not a curated record. Lineage: Eukaryota; Metazoa; Chordata; Actinopteri; Clupeiformes; Clupeidae. Gene Ontology annotation, cellular component: nucleus. The transcript has 4 exons.